AUGCAACCGGAGCGAGUGCAGCCGCUCCAAGCGGCGAGUGGUGCGCUUGUAUCCGUCGUCGGAGACGUCGCAUCCGGAGUCCGCCACCUGAGACGCACGAACGCGGGCAGCCGUUCUCCCAUGGCGUGUUCUGUCUUGCGGGCGGCCGUGCUUCUGGCGGCUUCGGUGCUGAGCUCCCACGCAGUGUGCAUCGUGCCGGACGAGCCGUUCCGGGAGAUCCGCAACGCCAGCGAACAAGUGCAGAGUCUCAUCCAGUACUUCCGCACGGGUGCGGAGAAAGGGGCGACUUACCGCGAGCUGUCCCUGUUCGUGGAUCGGUUUGGAAGUCGUAUGCUCGGUAGCGUGGAGCUGGAGAAGUCCAUCGACUAUCUGGUGGAGCGCUUUGGACUGGACCACUUCCAGGACGUCCACACGGAGGACGUACUCGCCGUACGCUGGCGUCGACAACACGAAGUGGCGCGCCUCGUGCGCCCCGAAGAACAUGCGCUGCACGUCCUCGGCCUAGGCGGUUCGUCCGGCACGCCACCCGGCGGAGUGACAGCGCCGCUGGACGUGGUCAAGUCGUUCGCAGAGCUGGAAAUGAAGGGCGUCAGCGUGAACGGCCACAUCGUGCUCUACAUGCCGGAGUGGAAGGGCCACAGCAACUACGCCGGCUACUUGCUGCAGGGCACCACCAAGGCUGCCCGCCUGGGUGCGCUUGGGGUGCUAUUCCGCGCACCCGAGCCGCUCACUGGCACUGCCCUCUUUGCGGGGCUCACGGGCUACGAGAAGGACGCACCGCGCAUCGCCGCCGCCGUGCUCACCAAGCAGGACGCCGACCUGCUCGCGCGCAUGGUCGAUCGAAGACAGGAAGUAAUCGUCCACCUCAGCAUGGAUCCCGGCGAGCCACAGCAAGUCGUCUCCAGGAACAUAAUAGUGGAAUGGAAAGGGAUCAAAUACCCCAAAGAGUACAUCCUUCUGGGCGCGCACGUCGACAGCUGGGACAUCGGCCAAGGCGCUGCAGACAAUGCGGCUUCUGUAUUCAUCAUCUGGCGCGCCCUAUCAGCGCUCAAGCGGCUCGAGCUGAGGCCCAAGCGUACCGUGCGCUUCGUUGUCUGGACGGCUCGCGAGCAAGGCAUGGAGGGCGCCACCGACUUCUUCCGGCGCUACGCCGCCGACAGCGGCAACACGACGAUGGCCAUGGAGCUGGACCUAGCGGCGUUCACGCCCACGGGCCUGGCACUGUCCAACGUGCGCAGCAACGACACCAUCUGCAUCGUGCGCGAAAUGCUCAAAGAGUUCGAAACCAUCGACGCCAACGGGCUGACGCGGGGCGGCGGCGCGCCUGAGCUGCGUCACUGGCGCGAGGCUGGCGUCCCUGUAGCGGGAUUCAACACGGCCUGGUACUACCACGAUGACAUGCGCCACUCGGAAGCUGACACCGUGUCCGGCAUCCAGAGCGAGGACCUCGACCUCAGCGCCUCGAUGGUCGCCGGUCUGGUGCACAUGCUCGGCCAGUUGGAACGCAAGUUGCCCCGCUAACAUGCACCGGUUGAAGACCACGGCGGUACAAGUCGCAACUCUGCGCUUCUGUACCGUGUAAUAUUAGAAGAACUGGUUUCGUCUGACUUGAUCGCUUUGCUGAACAAAAGGCGCCGAAUAAACAAGG
Messenger RNA from Rhipicephalus sanguineus (brown dog tick), 1648 nucleotides. RefSeq names its product carboxypeptidase Q. Gene Ontology annotation, biological process: proteolysis; peptide catabolic process. NCBI's taxonomy places the organism in Eukaryota, Metazoa, Arthropoda, Arachnida, Ixodida, Ixodidae. Bases 1 to 1521 code for a protein of 506 amino acids. The transcript has 5 exons. Gene Ontology annotation, molecular function: metallodipeptidase activity. The record is from RefSeq and is a predicted model, not a curated record.